Messenger RNA from Nematolebias whitei (Rio pearlfish), 3093 nucleotides. It is a transcript of the gene wdr24, whose product is annotated as WD repeat domain 24. Lineage: Eukaryota; Metazoa; Chordata; Actinopteri; Cyprinodontiformes; Rivulidae. The transcript has 11 exons. The coding region runs from base 498 to 2867 and encodes 789 amino acids. Gene Ontology annotation, biological process: positive regulation of TOR signaling. Gene Ontology annotation, molecular function: protein binding. The record is from RefSeq and is a predicted model, not a curated record.
UCCGGUGCUGUAAUUAGUUAGCAACAUCUUCAGAACAUUAGGUUUGUUCGUUGAAACACUGUCAUUUUCUAAGAAUAAUAUUCACUUUAACUUAAACCGGUAGAGUUUCGAUACGUUUCCGUAUUUAGUUAUUGUUUAAUAUAGUAAACUUUUUUUUUCCAUCUCGUGAGUUUGUUCUACACAAAGUUUCUCCGGCUCGGGGUUAGCUAGCUAACGUCACACAUAGCAGUCGUGUUUACAGUGGGAGUCCACGGACUAGCAACUCACCGACUGAGCGGACGGCUGCGAGGGGCUGACUGUUGUUUCUCAACAACGUUUGCAGUGAAAUGAGUCUCCGGCGGGGCGGUGAAUCGAGAGCACUGCGUUAGGACGAGCAGGGUUUAAAAUGUUUAGACGACCUGGAUCCUGCACGUGUUCCCCCAUGGGGUAGCCCUCAUGGUAGCAGGUGACGAGGACUCCGUGCAACCCAAGAGAUUGAUGAGGCCAUCACCAAGAACAUGGAGAAAAUGUCACGGGUUACCACGGCCCUUGGCAGCAGCGCCAUCAGUGGCCGAACCAUGUUCUGCCACCUGGACGCUCCAGCCAACGCCAUCAGCGUGUGUCGAGACGCCACGCAGGUGGUCGUUGCUGGACGCAACAUCUUCAAGAUCUACGCACUUGAGGAGGAGCAGUUCGUGGAGAAGCUGAAUCUACGCGUUGGCCGCAAACCGUCCCUGAACUUUAGCUGCGCUGAUGUCAUGUGGCACCAGAUGGAGGAGAACCUGCUGGCCACGGCUGCCACGAACGGAGCGGUGGUGACGUGGAAUCUGGGAAAGCCUUCACGCAACAAGCAGGACCAGCUGUUCACCGAGCACAAACGCACCGUCAAUAAAGUGUGCUUCCACCCAACAGAGGUUAACAUGCUGCUGAGUGGCUCACAGGACGGCUUCAUGAAGUGCUUCGACCUGCGCAAGAAGGAGUCUGUCAGUACUUUCUCAGGUCAGUCAGAGAGUGUGAGGGACGUUCAGUUCAGCAACAAGGAUUAUUUCACAUUUGCUGCAUCUUUUGAAAAUGGUAACGUCCAGCUGUGGGACAUUAGACGACCAGAUCGGUUUGAGAGAAUGUUCACCGCCCAUACUGGCCCUGUGUUCUGCUGCGACUGGCAUCCUGAUGACAGAGGUUGGCUGGCCACUGGAGGUAGAGACAAGAUGGUGAAGGUUUGGGACAUGACCACAAACCGAGCCAAGGAGAUCUACUGUGUCCAGACGAUCGCAUCAGUGGCUCGGGUCAAAUGGCGUCCAGAGAAGAAGUUUAACUUGGCCACAUGCUCGAUGAUGGUGGACCACAACAUCUACGUGUGGGACAUUCGUCGACCUUUUAUCCCCUUUGCCACAUUUGAGGAACACAAAGAUGUGACCACUGGUAUUGUGUGGCGCCACCAGCAUGACCCUCAAUUUCUGCUCUCUGGCUCUAAAGAUAGCACUCUCUACCAGCACAUGUUUGAAGACGCCACACGUCCUGUGGACAUGGCCAAUCCUGAGGGUUUGUGCUUUGGACUGAUGGGUGACUUGGCCUUUGCAGUGAACGACAGUCUGAUCAGUAGUGAUGCCAACAGGAAGCCCUAUCCUGGAGGUGACCGUCGCUACCCCUUUUUUUCCUUUAAGAGGCCCAACCUGACAGAACAGUUUGCCCACGUGUCCAGUGCUCUUAGUGUCUUUGAGACGGACUUGGACAGUCACCGCAUGGACUGGUUUGUCAAGACGGCACAACUCUACCUCCUUAGUGGAAAGCCAUUUGCUGAACUGUGUGAUCACAAUGCCAAAGUGGCCCAGGAGCUCAAAAGACCUCAGGUUUCCACUACAUGGACCAUGCUGAGAAUUAUGUUCUCAGACCCAGCGAACCCAGCUGCACCAGCUCCCAAUCUCAACCUCAGUAAACUCGGCUCCUUGCCCUUAAUGAACAGUUUCAGCAUGAAGGAAAUAAGUUCAGGGAUGGGCACAGAGAGCAGACUGGAGCGCAGUAAAGGUGAGAGCAGGCAGGAUAACAUCCACCUGGAGCCUGGAAAUUCGCUCAUAAGCAAUAACAAUGAAGAAAACGAGGAGACAGAGGGCAGUGACGGGCCUGUGGAGAAUAUGUUUGCUGAUGUGGAGCUGGAUGAUGAUGAUCUCUAUUCCAUGGAGCAAGACAACCAAGCGGAAGAGCAGGAGUACAUGUUGCCCCAGGAGGCAUUUCAGCUCCGCCACGAGAUCAUGGACAACCCAUCAGCGCCGGAGCAUCUUCAACAGGACAAGGCCGACUCGCCACACGUCAGCGGCAACGAGGCGGAGGUCACGUGUCUGACGCCCAUCGAGUCUUUCUCUCUCAUCUCCAUUUCCCAGCCUCUUUUCAGCCCACACCUGCCCGCCAGCUUCUUCUGCCCCAUCGUGCGGGAGAUGCUGAGCUACUACGCCGAGCAGGGCGACGUGCAGAUGGCCGUGUCCGUGCUCAUCGUCAUGGGGGAAAGGAUUCGCAAGGAGAUUGAUGACCUCACCCAGGAGCACUGGUACAUGUCCUACAUAGACCUGCUGCAGCGAUUCGAGCUGUGGAACGUGUCCAACGAGGUGAUCAAGCUGAGUACGUGCAACGCCAUCACCUGCCUCAACCAGACGUCUACAACUCUGCACAUCAACUGCAGCAACUGCAAGCGACCGAUGAACAACAGGGGAUGGAUCUGCGACCGGUGCCGCCAGUGUGCCAGUGUUUGUGCGGUGUGCCACCACGUGGUGAAGGGGCUGUUUGUGUGGUGUCAGGGCUGCAGCCAUGGAGGACAUUUGGAGCACAUUAUGAACUGGCUGAAGAGCAGCGCUCACUGCCCUGCUGGCUGCGGUCACCUGUGUGAGUACACGUGAACCCGUUCGUGCAGCUUGGCGCUGCGUCGUGACGGCAAAGCAACCCGCUGUGGAGCGCAAACACGAGCUCCGCAGAAAGAUGGGACGUCUUCAUCCCGGGACAAUUUACAGAAAAGGAUUUAUGAGGCGAGUUCAGACUAAAGUUCUGAUUGAGAAGAGUUUUAAGUGUUCCCCUGGACAGCUGUUGAAGAGCAAACACAAUUUAUGUUUGCAUUUGAUUUGGUCU